Messenger RNA from Cajanus cajan (pigeon pea), 2418 nucleotides. Its product is annotated as Peptidase C78, ubiquitin fold modifier-specific peptidase 1/ 2. Lineage: Eukaryota; Viridiplantae; Streptophyta; Magnoliopsida; Fabales; Fabaceae. The record is from RefSeq and is a predicted model, not a curated record. Gene Ontology annotation, molecular function: deUFMylase activity.
UUUACCUCUGAUUCCAUUGUUUUAUUGAAUUGAAAUUUGGACAGAAGAAAGAGGAUUUUGAUGGCGGGUGAUAGCAAUCGCAACGUGAGACUGCUAUGCAACCCGAAGCAACUAAACACCAAAGGAUCCGACCCGGAAAUCCAUUUCUGGCUUAUCGGAUCCCCAUUCUUCCCGCCACUCACCGUCGCUUCCUUCCUCCGCCGCGUCCACGCCCUCCCCUCCGAUUUCCCCAACGAAUCGCACGACCUUCGGACACUCAUCCCCAAAGGCUUCGAGGUCAUCGGCGCCCUAGCUUCCGGCGACGGAGAAGCCGACGCUCGUGCGCCCGUGGACGCCGCACGUGCGUUGAGGAGCCUUCUCUACGGCGAAGGAACGGAGCGGCCGGUGAUCGGAGCAGUUCGCGGUUCGCAUUCCGGCGACCUGCGGUUUUUCGUGUCUGAGAGUGGAAAUGCGGCGAGCCUCGAAGCUGUUACGUCGGUGAUAGAGGAACAGCAUCCGGAGAAGUAUGUGUGGGAGAACGGUUGCUUGCUUCACUGUGAGCUUCCGAUUAAGUUGCCGCUCUAUUAUGCUCUCAAAAAUCCAACUGAUGUUGAGAAAGCAUAUGUACAGGCUACUGAAGCUGUUGUUGCCAAGUUAAGAGAUCCUCAGGCUGUGUACAUGUUGGAAACGUCUAACAAAACCUCUCAGGAUAUACCCCCUAUCAUAAUUCGAGGUUUACAAUUAGACUUUUACACAGACCUUUCCAAGAUCAAGCCUUUGUCUGAGGGUGAAGAUGGCUUCAGUGCAAGCUCACUAUCAUGUUCAUACUUUUCCAUCAGCAGUAAAGCAGGCUCACCAGUUUUUUCUGCAGAGAAUGCAGAUACUAUCCAAGUUAGUGUUCUCUUUAAUAGCUUAGGGUCAUCAUCAGCUUCUACCGUGCCUGUUGCAGAAUACUUUCCAGUCCAGGAAGAAACUAGACUCCUUACUGUGGAUAUUAAGCUAGAUGUACUCUGCUAUUCUUCUAGGGAGCUUCCACUGAAAUAUGCAGUUUCAAGUUUAAUCAUCCCUGGCUUAGUUGACCAGUUAAAUGUAGUGCAGAAGUUGAUGUUGCCUAACCUUUUGGCACAACAUCCUCGGUUAAAAUCUUAUCACUUUAGUCCUCCUGGGAUUCUGCACCCAAUAACUGUUUUCUAUGAACUGAGUUUUGGGGAGACAGAAAUGAAGCAAGUUGAAGUUAGGAGAUCCUUGCACUCAAGGUUGGGAUUACCUUAUGACCGUCCCCUUCUAAGAAUUUCUAAUGCCUUGGAUUUUUCAAAAUUGAAGAAAAAUGAUAUUGUCUCUUUGCAGAAAGGUUCAACGUUACUCAAAAAUGUUCACACUGGGAUUCCAAGUAGUGGAGUUACUGGGGGAACUGUUUCCCUUGUUCAAGGUUCCUAUGAAUACUUUCAUUAUCUUCAGGAUGGUUAUAAUGAUUCGGGAUGGGGUUGUGCGUACCGCUCUCUCCAGACUAUAAUUUCAUGGUUCAGACUCCAAAACUAUACAUCCAUAGAAGUUCCUUCUCAUAGGGAAAUACAGCAGACACUUGUUGAGAUUGGUGAUAAAGACCCUUCUUUUGUUGGAUCACGAGAAUGGAUCGGUGCCAUCGAGUUGAGCUUUGUUUUGGACAAACUUCUAGGUGUUACUUGCAAGGUCAUCAAUGUUAGAUCUGGAGCUGAGCUUCCGGAAAAAUGUCGAGAGCUAGCAUUGCACUUUGAGACCCAAAGUACACCUGUUAUGAUUGGUGGUGGUGUACUUGCAUAUACACUCUUGGGAGUGGAUUACAAUGAAGCAAGUGGAGAUUGUGCAUUUUUAAUACUAGAUCCGCACUAUACAGGUACUGAAGAUCUGAAGAAAAUAGUUAAUGGGGGAUGGUGUGGUUGGAAAAAGGCCGUUGAUAACAAGGGAAGGAAUUUCUUCUUGCAUGAUAAGUUUUAUAAUCUACUGCUCCCGCAGAGGCCCAACAUGGUUUGAGGCCUAGCUUCUGAAGAGAACUUCCAGUUUAAACCAAUUUCUUGCAAUGUAGAGUAAUGUUUCACUUAGUUACAUGUGGUUGGAAGCGGAAAGUUCAGGUAAUUCGUUGCCACACUUUUGGGUUAUUGAUGACUUUUUGUAAUUGGCUUCUUGUGACCUGAAUGUUUCGUUGAGUCACUUGGGAUAAAUACUGGGCAAAAGGUGUCUCAAACUUGGGGAAGGUAGGAUUAACUCAUUUUUCGUGAAAUACAUUUUCAAGCCAUUCGAUACACAUGGUACUGGGAGAUAUCUGAAGCUGCCCAUAUCUGGGAGCCAGGUCCAAUCAAUCUUAGACGCAUAACUUUAAAAUAUGAAACUUCAGCCAACUUGAAAACCAGAUUUAUUGGUAUAAAUUUUAUUGCUGAACAAGCACUACGCCAAAUUUUGUGA